Messenger RNA from Cotesia glomerata, 4188 nucleotides. It is a transcript of the gene C3G, whose product is annotated as guanine nucleotide-releasing factor 2. Gene Ontology annotation, biological process: positive regulation of GTPase activity; Ras protein signal transduction. The coding region runs from base 168 to 4082 and encodes 1304 amino acids. Gene Ontology annotation, cellular component: plasma membrane. The record is from RefSeq and is a predicted model, not a curated record. The transcript is spliced from 16 exons. NCBI's taxonomy places the organism in Eukaryota, Metazoa, Arthropoda, Insecta, Hymenoptera, Braconidae. Gene Ontology annotation, molecular function: guanyl-nucleotide exchange factor activity.
CGACGUCGGGAAUUGAACCCUGAUACUUCGUGUCUCGUUCCAUCUCUUGUCUCUUCUUCAGAAGUAAAAUAUCGGUAUUUCCUUUUUUGUUUAGAAUUUAUAAACAAAAAUUAACAAUAAUGAGUGCAAAAAGUGGUUAUAAUACGAAACAAUCAUAAAAUAAAACAAUGCCUCACUACGAUGACACUUUUCUCGACUCUCCGAUAUUCCGCAGACGUGCUAAAAGUUACAGUGUUUUGAAACAAGACGUUCCAAAAUCAAAAACAUUUCAAAUAACGGCGAUUCCGCUGCUCCUGGCGGUGACCAGCCAAAAGAAUUUUUCAUCUGCAUCAUCAUGCAGCCUCCAAGACGUAGAGGAGCGUCCCAGCGGAAAAGCACGCGGCAGCAAACUCGCCCGACGUGCGCGCUCCUUCAAAGAGGAUUUUCUCGAAAAAUUCUCCCAGAUGCGUUCACCGGGGAUAAAUUCCGGAGGUGUCGGAGGCAGCGGGGGUGGUGGUGGAACCGGUCCUGGUAACACUGGUGGUGUUACUACGCGAGCAGCAUCGCCCUCAUCGCCCCGCACCCCUCGGGAAAAAAACACCCCCAUCGCAAAUGAUACUCUUGAAAAAAAUCCUCUACGUGAUCUUCAUAUACAUGUCAGACAAGUUCAACUGGCUUUACUACAUUUUCGUGAUGUUGUGUCCAAGAAAAAGUUGGAGAUGUUACCCGGUAAUGGCACCAUUGUUUUAGACACUGUUACUACCAUACACACUGUACUCAAGUCUUAUCUUCUCUAUGAGAAUAGUUCGACUUUGGGCUCAGCCACAAAUCAAGUUUACCAAGCUCUAGCCCAACUUUUGAAACUUUGCGACGACGUGCUGUUGCACGGCGAUCAAUCUGCUCCCUGCCCAGCUUUAGACACGGAGAACGUGACCCAUGUUAUAGGAUUAGUUGAGGAUGCUGUUAAGAAUUUAGUUAGUCUGGCACACGAGAAAAUAACAAAUAGGCAAAAACCAGCACCUAUUACUACCAACAACAGAACGUCAGGUUACGGUACAGAAAUAAAUUCCCAGCGAAAUUCUCUUCCUGACAUACCACUAACUCCCCGAGAAAGACAGAUUCUAGAACAAACAGCGGCUUCAAGUACGUUAGUCCGUAGUUCCCACAGCUCCGAGUCAAUCCUGAGGGAUUCUAGUCCACCACCAAAACCACCGCUUCCAGACAGGACUAAUAUAAGUCUGUCAGAGGAGAACAGUUCUUCAACCCCACCGCCGCUGCCACCAAAGAGAAGAACAAGAGCCCAGCAAUUGCUUGACGAGUCGGAUGGUUUCUUGGCAUCGAGUCUCGACCGGUGUUCAUUAAGAAGUCGCUCCCCGGAGGAUUCCUCAUCGCUGCUCAGUGCGUCUGCAGGAAGUCUAGACUCCGCUUUAAAUCACUCCAGAGACGAGGAUGAAAUCCGCGCUAUUAUGGGGCCUAAUGACGAGUCCUUAAAUGAUAGCAUGGAUUUAAGUCUCAUGGCAACUAUUCACGGACUACAAUUAAACGGAACAAACAAUUGCACCGGGUGGGAUGGAUCUGAGACGAGUAUACCGACUACAAUGCUGUUGGGUCAGCAAACACCUCAAGAGAUACUUGGCCCAUUCACAACUGGCAUUGAAGGAAAAAUGGAAAGACUUUCCACCCAAACACAAGAAUCGGGUUUUGUGUCAAUGCACUCCCAGCGCAGCUCAUCACAAAGUUACACCACGAGUUCAAGCUUGACAUCUAAAAGAUCUUCCCAACAAAGUAGUGUCAGCUACAAUUCACAGAGUUAUAACUCCUCUAUGGCCCAACACCAGCUCCACCAGCAAAUGUCAUUUUCCCAGCAAAAAAUUUCAGCAGACACAGAGAACUCGAUCGUGACGCACAGAACAACGUCCCAUAGUUCUACAAAAAAUACAGUCACCACCACCACUAUAAGCGGUGAUGCAGACUCGGCUUUGCUUGAAAAACUGGUAAAUGAAAUAGAAGAAUUGGAAUCAAACGGAAUACCACCAGCGUUACCAGAGAAGCGAUCGAAGAAGCGUAAAGAGCGUUUGCCGUCUCAGUACGACAAUGUACCAGAAAAUGAGCACCUGUCAACCUGUAGUUUGCACACAAGCUCGAGUGACAGUCCAGACGCGAGCAAACCGCCGCCUCUGCCCCUCAAGAAACGUCACAUGUUCCAAUCAGUGGCAUAUUCCGUAAUGGCAUACAUGGAAAUGUUUGGAAACUGUUCGCACAGUACGAACGACUUUAUAUCCGGGCUGGGCACGCGACAUUCCGUUGCUGCUUAUAAUUCGAUGCAAGCAGAGUGGCAACAACACGAAAUGUCUCUUACUACGACUCAAUCUUGUUCUUCAAUGGUUCAUACCUUGACUAACUUACACGAUGGAACUAGCAUAUCGAUCAGCAUGAGCCCAACGAUGAAAGAAAUGACAAACUCUAGUCUACCACCAGCUUUACCACCGAAAAGAUCCCGAUCCAUUAGAACGAACAUGACACCCCCGCCGAUAUCACCAAAGCCGGCAUCCGUUAGUAUUCAUGGGAUACGUACGCCAGAUCCAGUUAUAACGUCAACCCCUGUUAAAGAAAUAAAGGAGGAGCAAGUCAUGAUAGCUGAGAAGAAGGAUAAUGUAUCUCCGUUGCUCGCCUUGAAUAACAACAACAUCAACAGCAACAACAACAAUAGUCACCACAACAAUAACAUCAAUAAUAAUAAUAACAACAAUAAUAAUAAUAACAAUCUCACCUUGGACUCGAGAUCGUCGUCGAGACCGGCGAGUAAUGCGCUCUCCUCUAUUUCUGUCGACGAAAACACCUUAGAGUUGAGGGAUAUUGAUCAGGAUGACGGGAUUCUCGACGAGCUGGACAUUAGUAAAUAUCUAGUCCUUAAAAAGCCUGAAGAAGAUGGCCCUGAUAUUAGGGGUGGUCAUCCUGAUGCUCUGUUAAUUCAUGCGACCAAAGCUAAUAAGCAUGACGAAAAAGAAUCAGAUUUCCUGUAUCAGGAAGCAUUUUUAACAACAUACAGAACAUUUAUGUCACCAUUGGAGCUUAUACAAAAAUUACACAAACGUCACCAGAGAUUUUCGUGUUCUGGAGACAUUAUUAAGCAACGAGCUGCGCGUGAGGCUUUUUCAUUACUUGUACGAGUUGUCAGUGAUUUAACCAUGUCUGAUUUGGACGACGUUUUGCUCCAAACAUUGAUGGAGUUCGUUCAGCAAUUAGUUUGCAGUGGUGAUUUAACGAUGGCAAAGGCGCUGAGAGUGAAAAUCCUUGAAAAACACGCGCUGAAACAACUGCAAUCAACGCAACCGAUUUUAUCCUCACUGAGCGUGUCAACGAAACAAGCGUCGCUACUUGACUUCAAAAGCGAACAAAUAGCCGAGCAAAUGACUUUGCUGGACGCUGAAUUGUUCAUGAAAAUAGAAAUACCUGAAGUAUUAAUCUGGGCGCAGGAACAGAAUGAGGAGCGCAGUCCCAAUUUGACGCGAUUUACCGAACACUUCAACAAAAUGUCUUACUGGGCACGCUCGAGGAUCCUCGAGCAUCGGAUGGAGAACGAGGCUAAGGAUCGGGAAAAAUAUGUUGUAAAGUUUAUAAAAAUAAUGAAGCACUUGAGGAAGAUAAAUAAUUUCAAUAGUUAUCUGGCUUUGCUGUCGGCUCUUGACAGCGCUCCAAUAAGGCGCUUGGAAUGGCAGAAACAUAUUACAGAGGGUCUUAAGGAAUAUUGUGCUCUGAUUGAUAGUUCUAGUAGCUUUCGGGCUUAUCGACAAGCACUUGCUGAAACUCAACCGCCUUGUAUACCUUAUAUAGGAUUAGUUCUCCAAGAUCUGACUUUUGUGCACAUUGGUAACAGUGAUUUAUUACCGGACGGUACUAUUAAUUUCUCAAAGCGAUGGCAACAAUUUAAUAUUGUCGAGAAUAUGAAGAGGUUUAAAAAAGGAACAUAUUCAUUCAAGAAGAACGAGCGCAUAAUAACAUUCUUCAACAACUUCAGCGACUUUCUCUGCGAGGAAGCCAUGUGGCAAAUAUCCGAGAGUAUAAAACCGCGGGGCGGAAAAAAACCACAGUCGCAGCACUAAAUCACCGUCACAAGUCAUGGAAAUUAAAACCAAUAAAACUAAGAACCAAAAACAUAAACGUCAAUCAAUCAGUAAUAUAAAUAAUAAAUGAUAUAUAAUAAAUCAU